Messenger RNA from Cadophora gregata, 1814 nucleotides. RefSeq lists its product as uncharacterized. Bases 1 to 1698 code for a protein of 565 amino acids. Lineage: Eukaryota; Fungi; Ascomycota; Leotiomycetes; Helotiales; Ploettnerulaceae. The transcript is spliced from 5 exons. Gene Ontology annotation, biological process: transmembrane transport; carbohydrate transport. The record is from RefSeq and is a predicted model, not a curated record. Gene Ontology annotation, cellular component: membrane. Gene Ontology annotation, molecular function: carbohydrate:proton symporter activity.
AUGGCAAGCACAGAAAACCUCCAAGGCGUCACAGCAGCUAUGCGCGCCGAAAUGGGCCACACGGGUGUGAAAGGGCUCAUGAAAAACAAAAAGGUCUUCUUCAUAUCCAUGUUCGCCUCCUUCGGCGGUCUGCUCUACGGCUAUCAGCAAGGUGUUCUAGGCCAGGCCGUUGUUAUGAACUCUUUCAUUAGAGAUUUCCCCCGGGUGCAUAAUAGUCCGUCGAAACUGGGAUGGCUGACUUCGGUGCUGCAAUUGGGCGGCUGGGUUGGCUCGCUCUCGGCGGGUGUGUUUGGUGAGGUGUUUUCAAGGAAGCAUACUAUGUUUGCUGGGUCGCUCUGGGUGGUCCUGGGAAGCUUUGUGGCGGCCGGUGCGCAGAACACGAACUAUCUUUAUGCAGGACGAUUGUGCACUGGACUCGGUGUUGGGACGUUAUCUGCUAUUGGGCCUCUGUACAAUGCCGAACUGUCUCCCCCUGAGAUGCGAGGUUUCCUCAUCGCUCUCCAACAGCUGACCACCACUAUCGGGAUCAUGCUCGCUUACUGGGCAGCUUUCGGCAGCAACUAUAUCGGAGGCACAGGAGACGGCCAAAAUGAUAUGGCUUGGCGUUUACCCAUGAUUAUCCAAGGUCUUCCCGCUGUGAUACUCUGUAUAGGCCUCUUUUUCAUGCCCUUCUCACCUCGCCUCCUUGUCAACAAAGGCAAAGACGCUGAAGCCGUCAAAACACUCGCUUACCUCCGCAACUUGCCCGAAGACCACUACCUCGUACAGGUCGAAUAUCUCGAGAUCAAAUCGGACUUCGAAUUCGAGAAAGCUAUUUUCGAUAAAAGAUUCCCGAAGUUGAGCAAGGAUAUGGGAAAUAGCGUGUGGAGGAGAGAGUUUGCCCAGUAUAGCAACGUCUUUCGGAGUAAGGAUAACUUCAAGAGAGUUGCACUGGCGAGCUUGGUUAUGUUCUUUCAGCAGUGGACGGGUAUUGAUUCGAUCAUUUACUAUGCUCCGAUUAUAUUCCAGUCCCUCGGUCUCACAGGUAGCACAAUUUCUCUUUUGGCUUCUGGGGUUGUCGGAAUUAUCAACGUCGCAACGACUAUCCCGGCUAUCUACUACAUUGAUCACAUCGGUCGUAAACCAUUGAUGAUGACCGGUUCAGCUGGAAUGUGUAUCUGCGAGACGGUCAUUGGCGUCAUCGUAGCAACAUGCGGCAGCGACUGGACGAAACAUGUAGCUGCAGGAUGGGUUGCUGUUGUCUUCGUCUGGCUCUAUAUCAUCAACUUCGCUUACUCCUGGGGCCCCGGUUCCUGGAUUCUCAUAGCAGAGAUUUUCCCAAUCUCCAUCCGCGCCAAGGGAACAUCCAUCGGCGCAUCCGCAAACUGGAUGAACAACUUCAUCAUCGCUUUCGUCACACCUCCCAUGCUCUCUGGUAUUGGAUAUGGUACCUAUCUUUUCUUUGCAUUCUGGAGUGCGGCGGGUGGUGUGUUCAUCUGGUUGUGUAUGCCGGAGACCAAGGGUAAGACGCUCGAAGAGAUGGACCAGGUGUUUGGGAGUCAUACUGCGGCCGAGGAGCUGGAAGAGUUUGCCAAAGUGCAGGAGAGAACUGGCUUGACGGCGCUGAUUAGAGGAGGUCCGGCGGCGUUGGUGGAGAGUAGUGAUCAGGGGUCGGUCAAGGAGAAGGGUGUUGGGGUGACCUAUGUUGAUAAGGUCUGAGAGAAAGAGUUCUAGCUUCUGGAACCUCUUACUGAAAACAUCACCAGCCCUACAAUUGCUUUUUGUCUUAAAACGACAGAUGAAAGCCAAUGAAAUUUCCAAAGUUUUUCUCCUCA